AGAGGCCCAGCCUCCCCAGAGGCCCAGAGAAAGAGAGAAGAGAGAGAGGCGAGGGAGGAGGCGCCGCUGUGGCCCAGACCCCUGGCGGGCAGCAUGUGGGAGCUCCGAUCCAUCGCCUUCUCCAGAGCCGUGCUGGCCGAGUUCCUGGCCACUCUCCUCUUCGUCUUCUUCGGCCUCGGUUCGGCCCUCCAGUGGGCCAGCUCCCCACCCUCCGUGCUCCAGAUUGCCGUGGCCUUCGGCCUGGGCAUUGGCACGCUGGUCCAGACCCUGGGCCAUGUCAGCGGGGCCCACAUCAACCCUGCCGUGACCGUGGCCUGCCUGGUGGGCUGCCACGUCUCCUUCCUUCGAGCUGCCUUCUAUGUGGCUGCCCAGCUGCUGGGGGCUGUGGCCGGGGCCGCCAUACUGCAUGAGAUUACUCCAGUAGAAAUCCGAGGGGACCUGGCUGUCAAUGCUCUCCACAACAACGCGACGGCGGGCCAGGCCGUGACUGUGGAGCUCUUCCUGACCCUGCAGCUGGUGCUCUGCAUCUUCGCCUCCACGGACGACCGCCGCAGCGACAACCUGGGCAGCCCCGCCCUCUCCAUCGGCUUCUCUGUCACCCUGGGCCACCUCCUGGGGAUCUACUUCACCGGCUGCUCCAUGAAUCCAGCCCGCUCCCUGGCCCCAGCAGUCGUCACCGGCAAGUUCGAUGAUCACUGGGUCUUCUGGAUCGGACCCCUGGUGGGCGCCAUCAUCGCCUCCCUCCUCUACAACUACCUGCUGUUCCCCUCGGCCAAGAGCCUGCAGGAGCGCCUGGCGGUGCUCAAGGGCCUGGAGCCGGACACCGACUGGGAGGAGCGCGAGGUGCGGCGGCGGCAGUCGGUGGAGCUGCACUCCCCGCAGAGCCUGCCGCGCGGGAGCAAGGCCUGAGCCGCAGCGCGCCAGCGCCCUCCCCGCCGCCGCCGAGCCCCGGGCGCCCGCGGGCGCCGAGCCUCCGCCAGGGGCGAGCCCCGGGGCCCGGCAGCAGGCACCCCGCCCCAAAGCCUCGGCCCCGACCACCCUCGGGCUCGCCUCCUGCAGGGCGCCGGGGAGGCGAGGCCCGGGGCGGUGGGGAGGGAAGGCGGGCGGGCGGGCGGGAGCCGGAGAGCUCCGGAGAGCCCGCGCCUGGGGCCGGGGCGUGGGGGGAGGGCAGUGCGUGGAGAGCACCUUGGGCUCUGCAGUUGGUGCGUCUGGUUUUGUUAGGGUGUGAAAGUGCUCGUCCACCGCCGCGUGCGCCUCUCCCCGCGUGCGGGGCCUGCGCGUGCCUGAGUGUGACCCCAAUGCCCGAGGUGGUACCAGGCCGGGGACUUCAUCCCGCUUUGGCCUCCUCCUCCUCCUCCUGCACCUGCAAUAAACCCGCCCCCUCUGCUAUGGCUGAGUCCUCCGUCGCAGCCGGCCCGAGGGGCUGGCGUCCAACCUCCUCUCCACCCUCUGAGAAGACUCCACAGCCCUCGGCCCAAGGACCUGCCGGGACUCACGGCGGGAAGGAACGUGUCAGCUAGAAAACAAGUCCCCUAGACGUGGCAAGGGAGGCCAGCCUGGGUAUCCGAGGGCUCUCUUUCUGCCCCGAGGGAGGGCUCUUCCCGGGGAGCGGGGAGGCAGUGCGGGCGUGCUCGACUCCCCUCCCCCGGAGCCCACACGCGCUUAAAGAUUAGUCUUCCUCCUGGGCGAAGAAGAAAACAAAAGCCCUCUGUGGGGCCCCAGCUUUUGUCCCCGGGGAGGGGGGAUCUGCAACUGGACACUGCGUGAAAGGAGACACUCGAUUUCGCAAGUAAGCCCUAGAGGGUCCCCCCUCCCCCCCGCGGCACAGGCCUAGGGCUGGCGGGACAGGCGCCCGGGCGUGCAACCACAGGCACCAGGCCACGCCCCCGCCGUCACCUGUCGUCCUUCCUCCCCGGGAACCUCUGCUCCCUCUCGCCUCCCUCCCGCCCUGUGCUCCACCCUCUUCCAGCGCCCACUGCCUGACACUGUGUGGACCUUGCAGCCCGCAGAGAAAGGAAUUGACUUGACUGGGCAGAGACAGAGCCGAGCCUGGGGGCUGGGCUUCUAAGUGUCUGGGUCGAGGCAACGUUUCUCAAGUGAGAUUAAGCUGGGAUCAAGUGAGCCGAUGCGAGGGAGUGCGCACCGUGAUUCACGUGAUUCUUCAUGCCAUUGUCGCAUGUCACACUCUGUCAGGAUAAUUUUCAAGGCAGAAGAGGCCGGACCUCUAACCUCCUCUGCUUCUGGGAAUUGAUGGUUAAAGCAGAGGAGAGUCCUGGGGCCCCAAGGUCCAGACAGAAGGACAUGGGUUUGCUGCUGGCCCCAGUCCGGCCUCUGAGCCCUUCCUUACUGCCUGCACCCGGGCAGUCUUCCGCUUCUUCCUUCCUCUCUCUUCAGCCCCUCCUCCAUGCUGUCACCCCCACACUCUCAAGGCUUCUGACUCCAUUUGUCCCCGUCAUGAGCCCUGUGCUCCAACGUGUGACCAUGCGUAGGGAAACCUCUGUCACCGACCUCUCUGUCUCCUUGGAGGCAAGAAGAGGGACAUUGGACCUGGCGGCCACGGAGAGGACCUCCCCAGGCUCCGACAGCUGGGCGCAGUGGCUUGACCUCACAGCUGCCGGAAGGGCGGCACCAGUGCCCUCUGGGGCUGCCUCCCAGUCAUUGCCCUGAAAGUUCAAAGUGUCAAGGCACUUUAGUCCCCAACACGCCCCUCUUGAAGGUCGAAAAUGUGUCCGAAGCACUUUCUGAGUCACACCCUCCCUGAGAGUGAGGACAGAGGUCAAAGCAAGAUUCUAACUAAUGGGAGGGUAGGUGGGUAAAAGUGGUUACGCUUCUCUGUGCCCCAGCCACGGUGCUGGCCUGUUCAGGAAGGUUACUAGCCCUGGCCGUGUAAGGCCUCACCAUUUCCAGACAAUCUUCCUUACCUUCCGAACCUUGUAAAACAAGCAGAGCAAAUGCUUCUUUCCCCAUUUGAUUCCGAAACGGAGGCCCUGAGGCUGGUCCAAAGACACACGGCUAACACAGUAGAGCCAACACUUGAACCCAGGACAUCUUAUGCAAAAUGCCAUCUUUCCACGGAGGCAAGCCUGCGCUCCUCCUGAGAGCCCCUGGCAGACGCUAGAACACCCAGCAGGGCUGGUCCAGCCCAGUCCAGACCCCUAUAGCAUAGUGGACAGAGAGCCUGGAAGAGGGUGCUGACUGGGUCAGGAGGAAAUGACACAAGAACUCGUGGUCCCUGCCCUUGAAGAGCACCCAGCCAAGAAGGUGGAAGUCGGCACACCCAAACCAGACAGACACAGGACAGCAUGGAGGCAGGUGGACAGGCUCCAUCUUCAGGCUGGGCGCGCGCGGCUAAGGGGCUGGCAGGAGGACGUGGCUCACCACUGUCCCCGUAGCAUCCCUCCCCACUUCUCAGAACUCCACAACCCCGAGAGUUGCUUCGGUGUUUGUGUCUCUAAGCUGUGAGCCUGUGUGUCUACCGUGUCUCUCUGGCAGAGCGUAAGCUCUCCAGGGGCGAGGCUUUCUCUUACCUACUUUCCCUCUUGAUCUUAUCUAACGAAGUGUUCUGCAUGUACUCAACUCCCAACAAACGCUCGUUUGUCAAUAAAUCAGUGUUCUUCAGAGGGAAAAUGUUAGUGUACAGGCAUUCUGCUUCUGGGUUGCCUAGUAACCUAUGACGUCAUCAUGUGUCUCCCGCCAGGUGUGUGUCAGAUGCACCUGCACCUGGCAGAAGCCGUUCAGCUGUGCACUAGCUCUCUCCCCUUUCUAUGUUGGGGUGCCCCUCCCCCGUCUCUGUCUCUCUGCCCUCAUGGCCCACUGAGACCCUAACUUUAUUCUGCUUUCCUCCCCCUGAAUAAACUCUUUCAUAAGA
Molecule: messenger RNA, 3868 nt
Organism: Meriones unguiculatus (Mongolian gerbil)
Lineage: Eukaryota; Metazoa; Chordata; Mammalia; Rodentia; Muridae
Gene: Aqp2
Product: aquaporin 2
Exons: 4
Coding region: 94-909 (271 amino acids)
Biological process (GO): transmembrane transport
Cellular component (GO): plasma membrane; apical plasma membrane
Molecular function (GO): water channel activity
Source: RefSeq, a predicted model, not a curated record